GGCCAUUCUUAUCAACAACUCGACCAGCUUACUAAGGAAUCCACAAUAUCUUCUCUUACUAUAACAGCUCUUCUUCAUGCUACUCCUACACCAUCAUUUUAUACUCAACUAUCUGCCGUUGUUAAUCAAUCCUCUCCACCUACUGUUAUUUGGUUAGUAUGUUCACAACAAGAUCAAGUCAUUCUUCGACAGCAUACACAAGCAAUGACAGAUCAGAACAAGAGCGAAGCAUGGAUGGCGUUCGCUUUACAAACCGAUACUGAUUAUGUUUGGAUACUGGAUGAUAUCGAACACCCUGCUCCUGGACAACAUUAUUUGGAACGACUUUUGAAACUUUCAACAACCUCAGCCUAUCGAAAUACAUUAUUGGGUACUCAAGCUCUGGAUAGGGAUACUAAACAGCAACAGCAGUGUGUUGAAACGAGUGACAAUGACUUUCUUUCUCGAUCUGUCAAUACCAUUAGCGGGUUAUGGUUACUUCAUCGAUCAUGGCUUACACCUCAUCUUUUCCGCCAUCCUACAUUUUCUUCAGCGAAAAAUAUCAAUCGUGGAUUCUUAUUUUCUCAAUAUCUCCAUUCUGUCGGUAUUACACCUGUUGCUUUGCCCUUAACAUUGAAAGAUAGUUCAGUAUGGCAUCAUUCCUCCUCUCCUUCGUGUCCUACCACUGUCACUUUACCUUCUUCUUCUUCUUCUUCUUCUACUACUACUACUAUUGGGUCCUCCUCUGUGGUCUUCUUGAUCGAUCAUUUGGAACAAUUACAAGAAUUGGCGUCACUGAUAUGCCAUCGACGAAAUAAUAACAACACUAUGGACGACACACGAUAUGUUCAAAAGAGACAUGUGUUGACAUUAUCUACCAGUUCAACCUUGACAACUUCCAUGGUAGAAAAUCAACUUUUACAAUACGAUCCUUCCUACCCUAUUUACAAAAGCUUGGCUUCGAUGACAUCGCUCACAGUCAUUGGAUUACCAGCAAGAGAUAUUCAAUAUGUUCAAUGGAUGAUGGAUUUACCCAUGAUAGCUUUGGAAAGUUGGAACAAAUUCCAGAUACAAUUGACGGUGAUCACAGAUAGAAACCCUUCAGGAUUGACCAGAUUAUUACGUUCUAUCACACGGGCACAUUACAUGGGAGAUAAGGUGGAUUUGACGGUAAUUAUGGAUCAAAGCAGCGAUCGUGUAACUCAACAUUUAGUCAAUGGAUUCUCUUGGGAAGCUCAUGGUGAAAAACAGAUCCGGCAUCGUAUUGUCAAAAUGAAUCGAAUGCCUGUGUUUGUGGAAUCUUGGUACCCCAAAGAUAGUUAUGACGAUUAUUGUAUUAUCCUUGAUGAUGAUUUGGAUGUGUCGGAUCUAUUCUAUAUCUAUGCCAAACAACUCCUUUUACGAUAUCGAUAUGGUACGACUUCUUCUUCUUCUACUACUAGAUUGUCUGAUUCAGUGAUGGGGAUUAGUCUAUAUACACCAAGGCUGAUUGAUUCGUAUGAAGAUGGUCGUCGAUUAUUUGAUCCUCCCUCAACCAUCACACAUCCUUAUCUAAUGCAAGCAGUGACAAAUGGUGGUACACUCUUUUUCCCCGAACAUUGGCGUGAAUUCCAUGAUUAUCUGACCGCUCGAUAUGCAGACAUCAAGAAGAAACAAUUACAAACUAUACAUGUGCCUGGAGCACGAUCUGGCAAUUGGACUAAUUCUUGGCGACGCUAUAUGGACGAAAUGAUGUAUCUCAGAGGGUAUGUGGUACUAUAUCCUUCGAUGCCUCAAGGUAAUAGUUUCAGUACUCUUUAUCUUGAUCUGAAGCACCAUCAUCCUACUGUUGAUACCAACGAGAACAAUGAUGACGAUCUUUAUACAAUGGACGAAUCAAUUCGAUCAUUAUUCCAGACUCCUUUAGUAUCAGCAACAAAACAUCAAUCAUCAUCAUUAUCCAGUCUUGAUUGGACUCAUUCUUUACCAUCUGAUGUGGAAUCAUUAUCACUUUUUGAUCUUUGGGGUACGCCAGUGACUUCUCAUUCGAUUCUUUUGGAACGUGGUUGGCUUCUUCAAAAAAGUGUAUCAGCGUGUCCUCCAUCCUCUUAUCUUGUCUAUGAUCCUGCUGAUUUAUUAUGUCCUUUUGCCCGUAUUGUCGAUAUCCCUGUAGAUGAGAUGACCACCAGUGUUUUACCUACUCGUAUAGCUACCCUUUAUCUUACCAAUCCUACUCCUUCAUACUAG
Messenger RNA from Halteromyces radiatus, 2205 nucleotides. RefSeq lists its product as uncharacterized. The record is from RefSeq and is a predicted model, not a curated record. Lineage: Eukaryota; Fungi; Mucoromycota; Mucoromycetes; Mucorales; Cunninghamellaceae. The transcript is spliced from 4 exons. The annotation marks the transcript as partial.